AUGGCAGAAUAUAGUAUGGUUGAAAAUUUGGAGAAAGUGACCUGUUCUGAACAUAAAAGACGAAUGAAAGCAAUAAAUAUUGGUCCAAAUUUAUAGAAAGAAUAAAUAAUUUUAUGCGAAUACUGUGCAAUGAGUUAAUAAUGCUAAGAUAAUAAUGUAAUUGGAAUAGAAGAAAUCAAAUUCAAGAUUGAAAAUAAAUUAAGAAACAAUAGAGAAGAACUAUAUAUUCAUAUUAAUAGUGUUUUAAUAAAAAUCGAAGAAUUGAGAUGUAAGUAUUAAUUUAUAAAAUAAUCUGUCUUGCAGAAUAUUGAUUCAAUAUAAUCCUCUUUGUAAUUUUGGUAGGUUUAAACUUAAGAUAUGUAAAAGAAGCUUUUCGAAUAUAGCUUUUUUGAAGAAGUUGAAUAAAUUGCAAAUAAAAAAUAAAUUGAAUUUAAUAAAUAGAACUUUAUUGAUCAAAUAAAAUCCAAUAUAAUAGCAUUUCAAGAAAAAAUUAGCAAAAAACUAAAAGAAUUCCCCAAUUUUUAGGAGUUUCAUAAAGUAUUAGAUGAAAUUUUUAAAUAAAAUUAUUCAGAAAACAGAAAUUAAUAAACUAAGAAAAUAUAAAUUCAAGAAUCUAAAAUAUCUAUAAAUAAAAUUGGGAAUUUAGUAGAAUAAAAGGAAUUUUGUAAUUCUGUUGUUUUUAAUAAGCAAGGAUCAAUUAUGGUAUCUACUGUUGAAAGUUAGAUAAAAAUAUGGGAAUUUUAAAGAGGAGUUCUUAAAUUAGUUUAAACUUUAUAAGGUCAUGAAAAAUUUGUGCAAAUCUUAUAUAUUAGUAAUUUGAAUACUUAUUUAAUUUCAUGUUCAGAUUAGAUUAUAAAAUUAUGGAAAUUAUUUAAUAAUUGGUAAUGUUUAGAAACUAUUAGCCUAGGAUAAGUUAAUAUGACUUGUAUUCUAACAGAUUCAACAGAGAAAUUAAUAAUAUUUGGAAGCUCUGAUAAUUCGAUUUAAGUUUGGCAGCUUAAUCAAAAUAAUAAUUUAAGCAAAACAUGUAGUCUUAUGAAACAUAGUCGAUAAGUUAAUUCAUUGAGUCUAAAUUAAUCAGAAACUUUUUUAGUAUCUUGUGCAGUAUCUUGUGCAGUAUCUUGUCCACAAAACAGGGAUUAAAUUAUAGUAUGGGAAAAAACGAAAAGUAAAGAAAAUCCCUUUCAAUUCAAAUACUUUGUUAGAUAAAAUUUAGAUUUAAAAGGACCCUAAAUUAAAUUUAUAAAUAAUGAACAAUUUGUUUUAAUAAGUAGUGAUAAUAAUAAAGUACUAUUGUUUGAAGAUUGUAAAGGAGAAUUAAUACAAAAUUUUGGAAAGGAUGUUGAGUUAUCGACUAUAGGUAAUUCUGAACGUUUAUUUCCAAUUUAAUACAAUAUUUAGAAGAAAUUAUUAUAUUUCAAGAUCAAAUCUUGUAUCUAUAUCUUAGAUAGUAAUUUAUAAUUAUAAUCAUUUUUAAAAUCAAAUGGAGAGAAUAUUUAAGGAUGUGUGACAUAUGAUGGGAAAUAUUUAGUUUAUUGGGAUGGUAAAAAUAAAGGAUAUUCAAUAUUUGAAAUUUCAUAUAUAUGA
Messenger RNA from Paramecium primaurelia, 1587 nucleotides. Lineage: Eukaryota; Ciliophora; Oligohymenophorea; Peniculida; Parameciidae. The record is from the annotation of a GenBank genome assembly.